CCCAGCGAGUAUGAAGAUGUAAUAUAUGGCAAAGUGGCUUGCAAGGUGACCAUCGAUCAGUCCAAACUGGUGGUCACUCCGUCGGCCGGAAAAUCUAAGAACGGCGCACAGGAAUACGUUUGGGAUGAGGUAGGAAUUUGUAACAGUAUCAUAUUACAUUAA
This is a messenger RNA of Sphaeroforma arctica JP610, 162 nucleotides long. RefSeq lists its product as hypothetical. The record is from RefSeq and is a predicted model, not a curated record. The annotation marks the transcript as partial. The transcript has a single exon. Lineage: Eukaryota; Ichthyosporea; Ichthyophonida.